AUGAUUUGUAGGAAGACUACAGAGAUGGGAAGCAAGACCUGUAUAUACAUGCUGCAAACAAUACGGCAACUACAUCCAUGCAUUUCUUUAACAGGGAGGAGUUUUCCUAAAUUUACAAGGAACUAUAGAUUUGAAGCUCCACUUUCUCUGCUUUCAGUUACCAGUACUUUGAGACCAGCACUCAGUUCACUCACUGUACCCAUAAGGUGUAUUACUCAUGAGACUUCACCAUGUAAUGAAGAAAGAAAUCUGACACCUGAUUGGAUAGAUGGACUGUUAAAUGAUUCCCCUGCCAUCUCUGAUGUUAAUCAUAUUAGCCCUUUAGAUGAGCAGAUUAUUUUGGAACCAUGUGAACUGGCUAGUAGCCAUAAAAUGAUAGCGUCUCCUAUUAUGAUUGCUCUGAAUAAUUGUACUACUCCCAGGGAUGUAUUGAAUGUCUUCUGGAGGCCCCCAUACAAAAAAGAUGAACUUGUUGAAGGUGUUCUAAAACUGUGGCAUACAUUCUUGGCACUUAACGAGAAACAGAAAUUCAUGGAAAUAAAAUUCAUAGUUGGUCAUCCACACUUUCACAAUUUGACCCAUGGAGUGAUGAAGAUAGCUCAAGACUUGUCACCUGGGGUUUUGAUCCGGAUGCUAUAUGUGUUUGUGCGUUUACGAAAAAAACAAAAGUCUCAGUUAAUUUUGAAUCUUCUGCUUAUUUGCCAGCAACACCUGUCUAGCUUCAAUGAAGUGGAACUUGCCAUCUUGGCCAAUACUUUGGAAUGGCUAAGGAGUGACAAAAAUGUGCGUUUAUUAAAAUUUGGUCUACGCUUGAUGAUAGAUAUGAAAAUUGAAGAGGUUAAUGAAGUAACUCCAUUUUUGACCAUGAUGAAAGCCGUUGGAAGAACUGCACCAUUAAGCCUUAAAUUAAAGCUGGAGAAAAAAGCUUUACAGAUGGUUGACAGAUUUACUGUUGAACAGAGUGAAAAACUAUUUUGUGUCCUUGCUGAUAUUGACUUCUAUUCUGAACAUCUACUGAACGCUUACAGUUGUAAACUCAUUGAUAGCCUAGAUGAACUGUCGUUUAACAAAAUUGUAAGUGUGCUGUCUUGCUGCUGUGAACUGGAUUAUAGCAAUGAAAGGUUGCUGACUGCAUUUGGGGAUCAGAUUAUAAAGACCAUUUGCUUGUGGAAGCCAUGGCAGUUGGCUAUGAUACUCCAGUACUUUGUACACCUUCAUUUUCGACAUGUUCAACUACUGGAUAGAUAUGCUGAGGUUUUUGCAAAUAAUUUAAAUUCAGUAAAAAUAUCGGAUUUAUCUGAGACAAUCAACAUCUACUCCAUGCUGAAUCAUCUUCCUGAAAAAAAGGCACAGCAGUUCCUGGAGGCUGUGCACACAUCCCUACAGACACACCUCAAUAGUAUUCCACCUGAAAACCUUCUUUAUAUUGUGUACAACUUGAGUGUUCUAGGAAUAUGUCCUGACUUUGCAGUAAAUAAGCUUCUGCAGUAUGAAAGCCUUCUCAAUCUCAAAGAACAGAGCAUUCGUAUGCACAAUAACCUCUGUUUGAUGAUGAAUAAUCCCCUUUUAAAAAGCCAUUCUUUGCACUGCUUAAAGAAAGUCCCUCCUACACCCGCUGAACACUUUCAAACUUUACACAAGGACUUGAAAAUAUUUAUUAAGGAUCCGGCCUUUUAUCAGUACAGCUUGCAGAUUGCCAACACUUACUACAUUGAUUUUGUGUUGGCUUUGGAUACCCAAGAAAACCAGUUGGUUCCUGUAGGUGACCUAGAGACAGACAACCUACAGAGAGCUAACAUCUCAGAAAAUGUUGUUCGUAUUGCUGUAUUGUGUUGUUCUCCAAAUGCUUUUGCUUUGGGCACUCUUCAUCCACUGGGGAAGCUUGCACUGAAGAUUAAAAUUCUCAAAUCUUUUGGUUUUUCUUCUGUGGUGGUCCCUGUGCACAAAUUUGUAAAGCUGGCUGAAGAGAAGAGAAUGGAAUAUUUAAAGACAUUAAUCUUUCAAGAACUAUCUGAAGCUCAAAAUGCUAUGGAGGACACAACAGCUGAAAGGGACUUGCAGCAAACCUCUCAUGACACAUAA
Messenger RNA from Staurois parvus, 2082 nucleotides. Lineage: Eukaryota; Metazoa; Chordata; Amphibia; Anura; Ranidae. The record is from the annotation of a GenBank genome assembly.